This is a messenger RNA of Nematolebias whitei (Rio pearlfish), 1352 nucleotides long. It is a transcript of the gene acad8, whose product is annotated as acyl-CoA dehydrogenase family, member 8. The coding region runs from base 10 to 1269 and encodes 419 amino acids. The transcript has 11 exons. Gene Ontology annotation, molecular function: acyl-CoA dehydrogenase activity; flavin adenine dinucleotide binding. The record is from RefSeq and is a predicted model, not a curated record. Gene Ontology annotation, biological process: lipid metabolic process. Lineage: Eukaryota; Metazoa; Chordata; Actinopteri; Cyprinodontiformes; Rivulidae.
GAGUCGAAAAUGGCUGUUCUCCGACCUCUGUCAAGAAUCGCCCGGCUUGGCUGCAGCCUCUGUCGGAACCACCGUUUAAUAUUUAACAGAACCUCGCAGAAUCGAGGGAUAGCUUCAUGCAUCGACCCUUCUUAUGGGCUCUCAGAUGAACAGAAGGAGUUUCAAAAAGUGGCCUUUGACUUCGCAGCCAAAGAAAUGGCUCCACACAUGGCGGAGUGGGACCAACAGGAGUUCUUCCCGGUGGAGACGAUGCGGAGAGCCGCCCAGUUGGGUUUCGGUGGGAUCUACGUUCAGCCGGACGUUGGAGGAUCGGGCCUCUCUCGACUCGACACGUCCGUCAUCUUUGAGGCUCUGUCCACUGGCUGUGCGAGCACCACGGCCUACAUCAGCAUCCACAACAUGUGCGCCUGGAUGAUCGACACUUUUGGUGAUAACGACCAGAGGGAGAAGUUCUGCCCUGAUCUCUGUUCGAUGAAGAAGUUUGCUUCCUAUUGUCUUACUGAACCAGGCAGCGGCAGUGACGCCGCUUCACUUCUGACGUCUGCACAGAGAAAGGGUGAUCAUUACGUCCUAAACGGCUCAAAGGCCUUCAUCAGUGGAGGAGGCGACACAGACGUGUACGUUGUGAUGUGCAGAACAGGAGGCAGAGGACCCAAGGGCAUCUCGUGUCUGGUGGUGGAGAAGGGAACUCCCGGCCUCAGCUUUGGCAAAAAGGAAAAGAAGGUGGGCUGGAACUCUCAGCCAACGAGGGCGGUGAUAUUCGAGGACUGCGCCGUCCCCGUCGCCAACCGCCUCGGCAAGGAAGGACAGGGCUUCAGCAUCGCCAUGAAAGGCCUGAACGGAGGCAGGAUCAACAUCGCUUCCUGUUCGCUGGGCGCGGCGUACGCCUGCGUGCUGCUCGCCAGCGAUCACUUGCUGGUGCGCAAACAGUUCGGAAGGACGCUCGCCAGCAGCCAGUUUCUGCAGUUCAAACUGGCGGAGAUGGCUACGAAGCUGGUGGCGUCUCGCCUCAUGGUGCGCAACGCUGCGACGGCGCUGCAGGAGAACCGGACCGACGCCGUCACGCUCUGCUCCAUGGCCAAAUUGUUCGCCACAGACGAGUGCUUCAACAUCUGUAACCAGACCCUCCAGAUGCACGGCGGCUACGGCUACCUGAAGGACUACGCGGUGCAGCAGUUUGUGCGGGACAUCAGAGUCCAUCAGAUCCUCGAGGGAACCAACGAGGUGAUGAGGAUGAUUAUCGCCCGAAACCUGCUGACCGAGUCCUGAGGGGUCUCCGCUCCCAGACCGGAUCAGUUCCUGGGCGGAUGCUCCGUAGUUCUGGUCCGCUCAAGUUUUCAGUUUGGAGAAGC